AUGACAGUAUUCUUAGGUGUUUACAGGGCUAUCUAUGCCUACGAACCGCAAACAGAUGAAGAGUUAGCAAUUGAAGAGGACGAUUUACUCUACCUUCUUGAAAAAUCUGAUGUUGACGAUUGGUGGACGGUCAAAAAGAGGGUCGUUGGUGCCGAUAUCGAUGAACCAGUUGGUUUGGUUCCCAAUAACUAUAUUGAGGAAGCUGACAUUAUUUAUCAAGUGCGGGCUUUGUACGAUUAUGAGGAGGCUCAGAAUCCAGACGAAGAGCUAUCUUUUAUAGAGGGCGAUUUAUUUGAUAUAUAUGAUGACCGUGACGCCGAUUGGCUUCUUUGUCGCUCCGUUAAGGAUGGAGGUUACGGAUUCAUCCCAGGGAACUAUGUAGAGAAAGUGGAAGAUGGCGGUGAUGAUAAUGAGGCAGAACGGAUAGCGAAAGUUCGUGGACAACCAGAACAUAUGAGAGCGGCAGAAGAGAGUAUUCAAACGCAGCCUUCUAUACAGAUGGUACCGAUAUCUGAACUUCCUCCUCCACCUCAGAGGAAGGCUGAAUCUUCCUCUCCACCUGUAUCUCGAUCAUCUCCAAAUAUUCCUUCUCCUGAAAUCAGUAAGAGUCCUAGUAACCGAGAUGUUCCAAUAGACGGUCGCCCUCUUCCAGAUUUGCCUAGCCGUCCCUUGGAACCACCACAGUUGCAACCAUCACUAUCCUCACAGCAGAUGCAUCCAAUGCAAUCUGUCCAUCUGCCGCAAUCGGUUUCAAUAGUAUUAUCUGACGAAGAAACGCCUCCUCCAAAACCUCCCCGUAAUGCCCAACCAAGUGCCGGAUAUAAAGAUAGCGUUCCUAUCCGCACUACCAGCGUUCAGUUUUCUGCAACCUGGAGCUUAAAAGAGGUCAGAGGUCGUAAGAAAAAGGACUCUACUCUAACAGUCACAUCCGAGGAAAUCAUAUUUGAACCUGGAGACGGUCCCAUACAGAGUUGGACAUAUGAGAAUUUAACUAGUUAUGACAAUGAGAAGAAGCAUCUAUUUUUGGAGUUUAAGAAUCCUUAUGCCAACCUAGAACUUUAUGCAAAGUCUAGCGACCUAGCCAGCACUAUCGUUUCUCAUAUUAACGAUUGGAAGUCCGCCUCUAAUGGUUCUGCCUUGCGUGAGCUUGAAAUUGCGAAGAAUUCUGUUUUAAAGAAGCUGGGGAUUGUGAGUUUUGACUUUACAGGAGAGUCUCCAGAUGAAUUGACUGUUAAAGAAGGUGAUGAAAUCUACAUUAUAAACGACAAGAAAUCUCCUGAUUGGUGGAUGUGUGAAAUUAUUCGCACAGGUAGAAGAGGUGUGAUUCCUGCUCAAUUUAUUCAGGUAGUCCCUCAUAAGGGCUCUUCUUCCCCAAGUAUGCAGUCAAGAGCAGGUAGUGGACAGGGCAAUCGGAAUAGGUCUGUGUCUUAUACCUCUGAUCCUGGAAGCUGGAAACAUGACUCAAAUCAAGAUGGCUCUAAGAGAAGUUCUGUCUCAUCAAAGAAGAAGGAUGAUAAGAAAAAGAAGAAAACUUAUCCAAAAAAUACUCGUAUUUGGGUAGACAGAACAAAUAGUUUCAAAGUGGAAGCUGAACUCCUUGGUUAUUUUGAUGGUAAGAUACAUUUACAUAAAGCAAAUGGUGUCAAGAUUGCUGUUGCAGCAGAGAAAUUGUCUAACGACGAUAUCGUAUUUGUCGAAAGAGUCACUGGAAAGAACUUAGACAAGUACAAGCAAAAGGACUCACAUAAGAAAUCUAGCAGCCGAUCCGAUACUGAUGCUGAAGAGCGAGAGCUUGAUAGGAGGUUACGCGAACGCGAACGGUUAGGAAUGAAGAAGGAUGAGCCUAAAUUGACGCAAACUGUUAUAUCUAAUGAUAACUCAUCGCGCAAUAAGGAUUAUGAUUGGUUUGAGCUUUUCCUUAACAGUGGUGUGGACAUCAAUAGCUGCCAAAGGUAUGCGACGAUUUUUGAAAGAGAGAAUAUGUCUGAGGAAAUUUUACCAAGUUUACGUUCUGCAACUUUGAGAGAUCUAGAAUUGCGCGAGGGUGAUAUUAUACGUGUCAUGAAUUACCUAGAUAAGAAAUUCGGCAGGGAAGUUAAAGAUGCGGGUGCUGCUGCCGCUCGCCAAAAUUCGGCGCCAGGGCAACCAACAUCUCAAGCUCCACAAGAGGAUGACGUAUGGACUGCUAGACCCGCUGCAAAUGCAGAAAUUGCUAAUUCACAGUCCAAGAAGGCCUUUUCGGGUUCGCUGCAAGACUUACUAGAUUUAAAACCAUUAGAACCGAAGAAAAAGGAGCAAAUUCCAAAACCAAAGUUGGGUGACUUAGAACCAGUGAGAACGGGAGGUUCCAUAAAAUCUUCUAAACAAUAUUCUUCACAGCCACUUCAACCCUUAGAUCCAUUUAAAACGGGCGGCAAUAACCUUCUUCCAAUAGCAACUGGUGGUUUGGUACUUAUGCCAGUCUUGACAGGUGGCGUAAUGCCUCUGCAAACAACUGGUGGAGUGCUUCCUAUAAGCAGGACUGGCGGUGCUAUUAUGCCGCAGACUACAUUUGGUGCACAAUUAACUGGAGGAGUCUUACCUGUUCAGAAGACAGCCAAUGGGUUGAUUCCAGCGCCAAUGGGUAUGCAUCCGCAAACAACCUUUGGUACCCCUGCUGUUACUCACUCAUUUACUGGUGGUUUAAUGCCACUACAGAGGACCGGAGGAGCUUUACCAGCUCAACAGGUUGUCCCUCAAACUACAUUCGGUGCACCACAAGUAUCUAAUAUGUUGACUGGGGGUGCGAUGCCACUACAGAAGACUGGUGGCAUGCUUUCUGUUCAGUCCAUGCCUACACAAUCGUUUAGCUCCGGUCCAAUAUCGAAUUCAUUUGGCGGAGCGUUACCUCUGCAGAUGACUGGUGGAGCGAUGCCAAUGCAAGCUGCACCUCCUCAAACAACCUUUCUCUCAACUGGAAAUGUAAUGAUGCCAAUGCAAAGGACAGGAGGCGCUUUGCCAAUGCAGUUACCAUUAUCGCAAGGUACAGCCAGUGGUUUACCACUCACACAAUACUUGACGGGGGGUAUGAUGCCAUUACAAAGAACAGGUGGAAUGUUGCAAAUGCAAUCAUUGCCUCCGCAGACGACGUUUGGCAACUUGCCAUUGUCACAAACAAGGACUACUGGGCAAAUGGGGUUCCAGAAUGCCAAUACAACCAAUCCUGCCAUGGUUAAUAACAUGAGCUUUGGAGGCUUUCAACAAAACCCUCAAACAAAUUUGGGGAUGCAAGGUACAGGUGCCAUGGCACAGCUUCCACAAACCACUUUUGGCUCCGACUUUAACCAGGUUACAAACAACAUGCAAAAUAUGCAAAUUGGCCAAACACCUUUGCAAAAUCAGCCUACUGGCUUUGGUUUUGGCAAUGGCCCUCAGACUCAACCUAUACAAGGACAGGCCAACUUAUAUAAUGCAUCUGCGUCGAAUCCUUUUGGUUUUUAA
Eremothecium sinecaudum is the source of this 3480-nucleotide messenger RNA. RefSeq names its product cytoskeletal protein-binding protein SLA1 (gene SLA1). Gene Ontology annotation, biological process: actin cortical patch assembly; regulation of actin filament polymerization. NCBI's taxonomy places the organism in Eukaryota, Fungi, Ascomycota, Saccharomycetes, Saccharomycetales, Saccharomycetaceae. Bases 1 to 3480 code for a protein of 1159 amino acids. The transcript has a single exon. The record is from RefSeq and is a predicted model, not a curated record. Gene Ontology annotation, molecular function: identical protein binding; protein-macromolecule adaptor activity; cytoskeletal protein binding. Gene Ontology annotation, cellular component: nucleus.